Otolemur garnettii (small-eared galago) is the source of this 4125-nucleotide messenger RNA. It is a transcript of the gene RIPOR1, whose product is annotated as RHO family interacting cell polarization regulator 1. The coding region runs from base 328 to 3804 and encodes 1158 amino acids. The record is from RefSeq and is a predicted model, not a curated record. NCBI's taxonomy places the organism in Eukaryota, Metazoa, Chordata, Mammalia, Primates, Galagidae. The transcript has 22 exons.
GGUCCUCCAUGUGCAUCACCAUGCUCACGUCCCUUUACACACACACUGACCCCAGGUGAGAAGACCCCCGUCAACCCCAAGGGGAAUCCCCAUCCACCCCUCCCGGGGGCCAGGCAGCCAAGGCCUGGCGGCCCCCUAGUCCGGCGGUUCCGCCCCAUCCAGGCAGGCUGAGUCAGGCUGCAGGAACUGGGCGGGGGGCAGUGUCGGGAGGAGCCAAAGGUGGAGCCAGAGCCGCUGGAAGAGAGCGCAGCCCAGCCGGCCUGCACCAAGUGGCCCUGGGCCGGCGGGACGCUGGGGGCGAGCAAGGGGGGCUCUUUGGGACCUACCAUGAACGCCAAGAAGAGAGGGAGUCCCGCACGGACUCAUUCCAUGAUGUCCUUGUCUGUACGGCCGCAGCGCCGCCCGCUCAGCGCCCGGGUCAGUAGGAGCCAGUCGUUCGCAGGAGUCCUCGGCAGCCACGAGCGGGGGCCCAGGAAUUUACCGGUCUUCAGCCCGCCAGGGCCCCCACGGAAGCUCCCUGCGCUUUCCCGAGUAUCCAGGAUGUUUUCCGUGGCUCACCCAGCCUCCAAGGUGCCACAGCCUGAGCGGCUGGACCUGGUGUAUGCAGCACUUAAGCAGGGCCUGACGGCCUACUUGGAAGUGCACCAGCAGGAGCAGGAGAAGCUCCAGGUGCAGAUAAGGGAGUCCAAGAGGAAUUCCCGCCUGGGCUUCCUGUAUGACUUGGACAAGCAAGUCAAGUCCAUUGAACGUUUCCUGCGACGACUAGAGUUCCAUGCCAGCAAGAUUGAUGAGUUGUAUGAGGCAUACUGUGUCCAGCGGCGACUCCGGGAUGGUGCCUACAACAUGGUCCGUGCCUAUAGCACUGGGUCCCCAGGGAGCAGAGAGGCCCGGGACAGUUUAGCUGAGGCCACUCGGGGACAUCGGGAGUACACAGAGAGCAUGUGUCUGCUGGAGAGCGAGCUAGAGGCACAGCUGGGCGAGUUUCAUCUCCGGAUGAAAGGGCUGGCUGGCUUCGCCAGGCUGUGUGUGGGCGAUCAGUAUGAGAUCUGCAUGAAAUAUGGGCGUCAGCGCUGGAAACUACGCGGCCGCAUUGAGGGUAGUGGGAAGCAGGUGUGGGACAGUGAAGAAACCAUCUUUCUUCCUCUGCUCACGGAAUUCCUGUCCAUCAAGGUGACAGAACUGAAGGGCUUGGCCAACCAUGUUAUUGUGGGCAGCGUCUCAUGUGAGACCAAGGACCUGUUCGCUGCCCUGCCCCAGGUUGUGGCUGUGGACAUCAAUGACCUUGGCACUAUUAAGCUUAGCCUGGAAGUCACAUGGAGCCCCUUUGACAAGGAUGACCAACCUUCAACUGCUUCUACUGUCAACAAAGCCUCCACAGUCACCAAGCGUUUCUCCACCUAUAGCCAGAGCCCACCAGAUACACCCUCACUUCGGGAGCAGGCUUUCUAUAACAUGCUGCGGCGGCAGGAGGAGCUGGAGAAUGGGACAGCAUGGUCCCUGUCAUCUGAAUCUUCUGACGACUCAUCCAGCCCACAGCUGUCAGGCACUGCCCGCCACUCAUCAGCCCCUAGGCCUCUGGUGCAGCAGCCCGAGCCCCUGCCCAUCCAAGUUGCCUUCCGUAGGCCUGAGACGCCUAGCUCUAGGUCCUUGGAUGAGGAGGGCGCCAUGGCCCCAGCCCUGGCAAAUGGGCAUGCGCCCUAUAGCCGGACUCUGAGCCACAUCAGUGAGGCCAGUGUGGAUGCUGCCUUGGCUGAGGCUUCAGUGGAGGCUGUGGGCCUUGAAAGCCUAGUGCAGGGACCUAGCCCACCUGUAUACCUAGAUCCCACCCACAGGGAGCACCCUAGUCCUAUUCCUCCUGCCCUAGACUCUGGCCACUCUGCCACAAGCCCUACCCUUGGUACAUCAGGCCCUGCCUCUAAAUUUACAGACCCUGCCCCAUCUCUAGACUCAGUUCAGGAGAACACAGACUCUGGUCCUUUGGAACUGCCAGGCCCUACCCACACCACUACAGACUCUACCUAUAGUGCCAUAAGCCCUACCCACAGUGCCCCAACCCUCACUCACACUACUGCAAGCUCUACCUACCACAAGCCUAUGAUCUCUACCCUCACUACUAUAGGCCCUUGCCCUACUAUCACAAGUCCAGUCCAGACCACUGCAAGCCCCACCCAUACCACUGCAAGCCCUACUCACACUACUGAAAGCCCCACCCACACAACCAAAAACCCCACCCAUACCACCACAAGCCCCACUCACACAGUCACAAGCCCCACCCCAGCCUCUACUACCUGCAUUCAGCCAGCUCCCAGAGCCCUCAGCACUUCUGACCAGAGUCCUUCCUGUUCCAGUCGGAAACCCUUCACAAACCCUGUGCCAGACCUCCCGGAGUCCAUCAUUCAGAGGCUAACCCCCCCUGCCUCCCCACUAUCCCCUCUGCCCCAGCAUUCAGACCUCACUCUGGCUGUGGCUGCCCAGGCCCCAGUCUCAGGGGAAGCUGGAGAGACUGGGGACAGGAGGCUGGAGGAGGCACUGGGGGCCCUAACAGCUGCCCUGGAUGACUAUCGUGGCCAAUUCCCUGAGUUACAGGGCCUAGAGCAAGAGGUGACCCGGCUGGAGAGUCUGCUUAUGCAGAGACAAGGCCUAACUCGCAGCCGGGCCUCCAGCCUUAGCAUCACCGUGGAGCAUGCCUUGGAGAGCUUCAGCUUCCUCAAUGAAGAUGAAGAUAAUGAUGGUCCCAGUGACAGGCUCCCAAGCAGCCCAGAGGCCGGGGCAGAGGACAGCCUAGAGUCACCCAGUGCCCGCCCCCUCAGCACAGGGUGUCCAGCUCUGGACUCCGCCUUGGUCCAGCACCUGUACCACUGCAGUCGCCUCCUGCUGAAACUAGGCACAUUUGGGCCCCUGCGCUGCCAGGAGGCAUGGGCCUUGGAGCGGCUACUGCGGGAAGCUCGAGUACUUGAGGCAGUAUGCGAGCUCAGCAGGCUAUGGGAGAUUCCUGUCACCUCUGCCCAGGAAGUGGUACAGUUCUCAGCUUCUCGGCCGGGCUUCCUGACUUUCUGGGACCAGUGCACACAGGGCCUCGGCCCUUUCCUCUGCCCCGUGGAACGGGUACUUCUCACAUUCUGCAAUCAAUACGGUGCUCGUCUAUCCCUGCGCCAGCCAGGCUUAGCUGAGGCUGUGUGUGUGAAGUUUCUGGAGGAUGCCUUGGGGCAGAAGCUACCCAGGAGGCCCCAGCCAGGACCUGGAGAGCACCUCACCAUUUUCCAGUUCUGGAGUUAUGUUGAAACCUUGGACAGUCCCUCCAUGGAGGCCUAUGUGACUGAGACUGCUGAGGAAGUGCUACUGGUGCAAAAUCUCAACUCGGAUGACCAGGCUGUUGUACUGAAGGCCCUGAGGUUGGCACCCGAGGGGCGGCUGCGAAGGGAUGGGCUUCGGGCCCUCAGCUCCCUGCUUGUCCAUGGCAACAACAAAGUCAUGGCUGCUGUCAGCACCCAGCUCCGAAGCCUGUCACUGGGCCCCACCUUCCGGGAGAGGGCCCUCCUGUGCUUCCUGGACCAGCUGGAGGAUGAAGAUGUACAGACUCGAGUGGCUGGCUGUUUGGCCCUGGGCUGCAUCAAGGCUCCUGAGGGCAUUGAGCCCCUAGUGUACCUCUGCCAAACAGACACGGAAGCUGUGAGAGAAGCUGCCCGGCAGAGCCUGCAACAAUGUGGUGAAGAGGGACAGUCUGCCCAUCGACGGCUGGAGGAGACACUGGACGCCCUGCCCCGCAUCUUUGGGCCCGGCAGCAUGGCCAGCACAGCUUUCUAAACCAUCCACCCACAGCUCCCAGCGCCCCUUCCCCCUACUUUCAGGGCUCACCAGGCACUGGCAGGGAGGGUGAGGGCUGGCUCCAGACACUCCUCCCCCACAGAUUCUAUCAAUGAAAAUCUAAUAUAUUCUUUUUUUGCCCCUGGGGUUGGUAGAUUCAGUGCCUGGAGUCAAGUGCCUCCUAGCCUCGGCUCAGCACAUCCCUUGUCACAAAUCAGUGUCUGGGGCCUGGCCACUCUGCCUCUACCCCAGUACAUCUUUUGGUUUUGUAUUUUAUUUACAGAGUUUUACAGAAUAUAAAGAAGCAAGUUGCCUUUCCUA